GUAGGUGAAAGUACCCAGCGAACAGAAGAGACUGGUCAUUAUAUAAAAUAAAUUGCGACGAGACAAAAUAAACCCGUAGCUCGAAAACUUUGAGCUUCAAACAACACUUUAACUCUGUAUUCAUCCGCCGCUACAUGCUGCCGAUAUUGUUGCCAACACCGCCUUUAUAGCAGACGACUAAAAUAUUAACGUCUGUCUCUUUGAAUUUCACUGAUUUUAUUGAAAUUUGUAUACAUAUAUUGUAUAUUAUAUACACCGUUACUUAUUUUUAAUAUUUACUGAAGUCAAAAUAAAGAAGAAAAAAGUGUUCAUUUGUGAUACGCGAGAGGGCGGAAGUUUAUCACCACCACCACCACCAUCAACCUAAACACCUCCAUCACCACCACUAAUAAAUACGCGAACGCCAUCGCCGUCGUCAUAAUCAUAACCAUCACAACCAGCUGCAAUAAUCAAUUUAUCUGGAGUUCGAUCUCUGAAGAAAUAAUCAUCUCCGGUGCUAACUUUGACCAGUAAUUAACUCCACAUCCACCACCACUCUUCACAACCGCUAUAACUGCGGUCAUCACAUUCUACUUUGUCUGGACAAGUGACUUUCUCAUCCAUUCCGAGAUAAUUUCGACAACCACAUCAACAGAGAUGACACGACACAUUUUAAUACUUAGCAUUGUUGGCAUGGUGCUAGUUUCUCUUGUAAAUGCACGAUAUAUCCCAGAGGAAGAAUUGAGAUCGAAGCGCCAGACAGGCGAUAUUAAAACAGCUGAAUACCAAGCAUGGUUAGCACUUGGUGGCAUUGUACCACCGGGUUGUGUCGAGGUUGCCUGUGGGGUAGUCGAUGUACACGCCAGCGUUAAACGGACAUCCUCCGACCAGAGGAUAGCCGAAUUAAAAGCUCUUCUCGCCAUGAGCAGAGUGGUUGGUCAUGGCCAAAUAGACGUAGAUGCAAUUGGCAAGAAAAAACGUAGUGACAUAUCAAGUGACGACAUCAGACGUUCAAUUCUGGCUCAAAAACUGAUCCAAUUUGCAGCAGAGAGACUUGCAAAGACUGAGUAAUCUAAAGAAAUGAUUCAGCGAGAUUCUUCAAUGAAAGUAAACACAUCCUUAAACCAGUCCUCAUCUGAUUGAUUGCCGGCCAGAACUUCUUUCCUAUUUUGACGAACAAACAAAAGAUUAAGAUAUAAAUGGAGAAACAAAAUUAAAUUAAAACAAUAUAUAUAUAUAUAUAUAUAUACAUAUAUACAGAAUAAACAUAAAAAAUUAAAAAAAAACACGAUCUUUAAACAUUAUCAGGGUAACAAUGCUAUGAACCAAAUGGGAAACCGAUAAACUGGUCACUGCCAAAAUGCAUCGCUGACCUUCAACGCAGUUUUAUGGCGUAGUCAAAUAUUAUUUUUUGUUAUAAACCCUUGCAUUGGUUUUCGAACUCAUUGUCUACUUUCUACAACUUCUUCCUCUCUUCCUAUUUCUUUCCAAACUGUUCCUUCUUAUUUCAAUUUUUUUUUAUGAUACCUAAUAUUAUUGUUAUUGAGUGAAUCCCCAUGUUACGGAAAUUGACGUAAGUGCAUCGACACUUGCAACAUGGUUUUAAUUCCUGGAUGCAAUUCUUUCCUUUAACUAUGAUAUUCAUGUCUUUGGAAAAGGCAUGAAUAUCACGACUUCGCCUCCCUUCUUUAAUUUCUGCUCUUACCUAUCAGAUAGAAAUUAUUACUAUUAUAAUUACUCAUGUAUUAUUUUAGUUUCAAUUUAUUUCGAAAAUCCUUCGCUUAGAAAUAUUUAUUUUUCUAAUUUCUUCUCUACUUCUAUUUAUUUAAAAUAUGUUUUAUUGAUUGUAAUUAAAAAAAUAGUAAUAAUAAAAGAUGCAACAACUGAAUAACAAAUUAUACGUAUUCUUUUAAUGA
Molecule: messenger RNA, 1895 nt
Organism: Octopus bimaculoides (California two-spot octopus)
Lineage: Eukaryota; Metazoa; Mollusca; Cephalopoda; Octopoda; Octopodidae
Source: RefSeq, a predicted model, not a curated record